AUGGCGAUCCCCAACUACACCUACCUCAAGUUGAAGAUGCCGGGCCUGAAGGGUGUCAUCACCGUCGGCUCCUCGUUCGAGCACACCUACGAGUGCGACAUCGAGUGUGUCGAGCACGCCGAGGCUUUGGCUGUGGAAGAGGCCCUCGCCGCAGACCUGCAGAGGAUGGCCAACGAGGCCAUGGACUCCAAGCAGCGACACGCGGGUAGCUUCGAGGCUGCCGAGGGUGCCAAGGACAUCCCCCUCAACCCGAACACCCCCGACGGCAAGGCGCUGAAGAUCAGCGCUACCCUCGACAGCAAAUAG
This is a messenger RNA of Panicum virgatum (switchgrass), 306 nucleotides long. RefSeq lists its product as uncharacterized. The transcript has a single exon. Bases 1 to 306 code for a protein of 101 amino acids. The record is from RefSeq and is a predicted model, not a curated record. NCBI's taxonomy places the organism in Eukaryota, Viridiplantae, Streptophyta, Magnoliopsida, Poales, Poaceae.